AUGGCAAAAAGACUACAACCACCUUGGUGUCCACCACAGCGAAAAAAUGCUGCAACUCUUAAAGUAUACAAUAGUUUAACUAGAGAUAAGGAAGUAUUUAUUCCUCAAUUUGGAAAUCGUAUAUUAUGGUAUAGUUGUGGACCUACAGUCUAUGAUGCAUCACAUAUGGGACAUGCUAGAUCAUAUAUAUCAUUUGAUAUAUUACGCCGUGUAUUGUCUGAUUAUUUUGGAUAUGAUAUUUUAUAUGUAAUGAAUAUUACUGAUAUAGAUGACAAAAUUAUAAAAAGAGCUAGGCAGAAUUAUUUAUAUGAAAAAUAUGUAGAAGAAGAUCAUCCUCUUGAUGAAAUUCUGGAUGAUGCAAAAAGUGUAAUGUGUACCUUUGAGGAUACAGUAAAAGCUACAAAUGAUGUAGAUAAAAAGUGUAUGCUACAAAAGAUGUUAUGUGAUGUAGAAAAAGCAAUAGAAAAUCUUGAGAAUGCAGUCAAGCUUAAAGAUAAUAAUAAAAUUAAGGAAUAUCAAGAAUUAUUAUUGAAAGAAGCACGUGACCCAUUAGCUGAGUGGCUAGAUAAAAAGAACGGAGCUACUGUCACAGAACAUUCAAUUUUUAGCAAACUAUCACAACAUUGGGAAUCAGAGUUUCACAAGGAUAUGGAUGCUUUAAAUGUGUUAAAGCCAAAUGUUCUGACAAGAGUUAGUGAAUAUAUACCUGAAAUUAUAGCAUUUAUUCAAAAAAUUAUAGAAAAUGGAGUUGCAUAUGAGAGUAAUGGUUCCAUAUAUUUUGAUGUUGCUUCCUUUGAUAAGCAAGAUAAACAUUAUUAUGCUAAACUAGUUCCAGAAGCAUAUGGUGACACAUCAAGCUUAGAAGAAGGAGAAGGAGUUUUAAGCAGUACUGAGGUGUCUGAAAAAAGAUCAUCAACUGAUUUUGCACUUUGGAAGUGUUCAAAAGAAGGAGAGCCAUGGUGGGACAGUCCUUGGGGCAAGGGACGGCCGGGAUGGCAUAUAGAGUGUUCGGUUAUGGCGUCGAUAAUUUGCGGAGAAAGUUUAGACAUUCAUACCGGAGGAGUUGAUUUGAAAUUUCCACACCAUGAUAAUGAAAUAGCACAAGCAGAAGCAUACUUUAAUAAUUCUAAUUGGGUUAGAUAUUUUCUCCAUGCUGGUCAUUUAACUAUAGCAGGUUGCAAGAUGUCAAAAUCUUUAAAAAAUUUUAUUACUAUACAAGAUGCGUUAAAAAAACAUUCAGCAAGACAACUCAGACUUGCAUUUCUUUUACAUUCAUGGAAGGAUACAUUAGAUUAUAGUGAUAAUACCAUGAAUAUGGCUAUGCAGUAUGAGAAAUUUUUGAAUGAAUUUUUCUUAAAUGUAAAAUGCGGAAUUAGAUCUUUGGGAUCAGAAACAAAUAUUAAUACCUUUACUAAAUGGACAAAUUCUGAAAUAGAGUUAAACAAAAAAUUCAGUAAUGCUAAGGAUGCUGUACACGCUGCCUUAUGCGAUAAUAUUGACACGAGGAGUGCACUUGAUGCGAUUAGAGAACUUGUAACACAUUGCAAUAUUUAUAGGAAACAAGUUAAGCACCAAAAUACUUUGUUGCUUAGAGAUAUUGCAGUUUAUAUUACAAAAAUGUUUACUAUAUUUGGUGCAAUACCAUAUCCGCACGACACUAUUGGUUUCCCAGUAGACAGCAUUACCGAAAAUUCAAAUGUCGAAGAAACUGUUAUGCCGUAUCUCGAGGUUUUGGCAAGUUUCCGGGAAAAAGUAAGAAAUCAUGCUAAAGUAUUGAAGGCUAAUGAUAUUCUUGAGGAAUGUGAUAAAUUACGUGAUGAAAUUUUACCGAAUAUCGGUGUACGUUUGGAGGAUAGUAACGAAGAACUUUGUAAAGUUAAAUUAGUAAAUAAAGAAGAACUUUUGCGAGAGAAGGAAUGUAAGAGAAAAAUGGAAAUGGAAAAGUUACUAGAGAAAGAGAAAAGAAAAGCGGAAGCUACAGCGGCAGCUGCAGCAAAAGAAGCGCAGAGAAAAAUUCCUCCUUCCGAGAUGUUUAAAUUAGAAAAAGAUAAAUAUUCUCAAUUCGAUAGUAAUGGUAUACCGACGCACGAUAUUUCCGGUAAAGAGAUUAGUAAAGGACAGAUGAAGAAACUGCAAAAAUUACAGCAAGCACAAGAGAAAAGAUACAACGAAUAUUUUGCUUCCAUUCAAAAUGGCUCAUAAUAUAAUGUCAUUUAAUAAGUAUUAGCUUUUCGAAUCGUAAACGCGAUUCUUUAUAAGAAAAAUAUUGAUUUCGUGAAAUAUUUAUUUUCAUGUUACUUUCGCAUCAUUGCAUUGUUCAUUAGUUUAUUACUGUUUAUAAAUGUAACAACAUCUGCAUGAUAUUUAUGUUAAGAUUUGUACGGUACUUAAUUAGAAACAUUUAUCUUGUUUGAUACUUUUGAAACUUUUUUCAACCUACUUCAAACUACUGAAAUAUUGUGAAACGCAUAUUUAUAACGCUGAUUGCAAUUUUUACAUCAGCUUCAAAUAAUAAUUGUAUUAUUCGAUAAGUUUAUUUACACCAGGUGGGAAUGUAACGUAAUUUAUUUUUAAUAAAAAUAUAAUAUACCGAUAUA
Osmia lignaria (orchard mason bee) is the source of this 2597-nucleotide messenger RNA. The record is from RefSeq and is a predicted model, not a curated record. Lineage: Eukaryota; Metazoa; Arthropoda; Insecta; Hymenoptera; Megachilidae.